Stegostoma tigrinum is the source of this 552-nucleotide messenger RNA. RefSeq names its product succinate dehydrogenase complex assembly factor 1 (gene sdhaf1). Gene Ontology annotation, cellular component: mitochondrion. Lineage: Eukaryota; Metazoa; Chordata; Chondrichthyes; Orectolobiformes; Stegostomatidae. The record is from RefSeq and is a predicted model, not a curated record. The coding region runs from base 112 to 390 and encodes 92 amino acids. Gene Ontology annotation, biological process: mitochondrial respiratory chain complex II assembly. The transcript is spliced from 2 exons.
GUGCCUUGUGGCGCUGUGCUGGGAGGACCCAGGGUCAAGCAGUGGCGACGGGUGGCGCUAGGUUGGCAUGAGCCGGCGUUUCCAGAUCCAGGCUGACCCUGUUUUGACACAAUGGUUAGACACAGCAAACUACAGAAACAAGUCUUGAGCCUUUACAAACAAUUCCUCCGAGCUGCCCGGGAGAAACCAGGAUUUUUGCCUCUAGUUUGCAGUGAAUUUCGUAAAAACUCCCAAAUACCCAGGACAGAUGUUAUGCACAUUGAAUAUCUAUUGAGAAGAGGGCAAAGGCAGUUAGAACUGCUCAGGAAUUCAAACACCAAGCAACUAGCAGCUUUCAGUAGAUUCACUCAACAGAAGUUUGGGUCACAAAAAUUGAAAGACUUGCCAUGAUAGCAACAAGAGCUGGCAUUAAAAAACAACAGUCGGAUUUCUGAAAUGCAUUUCCAUAAUAGUGCAAGAUUGUAAAUUAAAUGAGUUAAGCCAAAGGAUGUAAAUACAAUGCAAUGAAUGAGAUUGGAAUGGUCACACUAAUAAAAUAAUAAAAAUUACAUG